Messenger RNA from Sclerotinia borealis F-4128, 3402 nucleotides. The record is from the annotation of a GenBank genome assembly. Lineage: Eukaryota; Fungi; Ascomycota; Leotiomycetes; Helotiales; Sclerotiniaceae.
AUGGCGAAUCUACCACAACCACAGAGCACAAUAGCUCCGGACAGUCCUUUGAGAGAACAGAGAGAACAUCAUAGGCUCGUUGAGAGACUCACCGAUCGACUCGAAACCCCCAGUCUAGAUGAUCGUUCGUAUCGAGUUAUUAAACUCCCCAAUCAACUAGAGGUAUUGCUCGUUCAUGAUGCCGAAACAGACAAAGCCUCAGCCGCUAUGGAUGUCAAUGUGGGGAAUUUCAGUGACCCUGAAGAUUUCCCUGGUAUGGCGCAUGCUGUAGAGCAUCUGCUUUUCAUGGGAACUAAAAAGUAUCCUGUAGAAAAUGCUUAUUCACAAUACCUUUCUUCGCAUUCCGGAAGUUCCAAUGCGUACACCGGUGCCACAUCUACAAAUUAUUACUUUGAGGUUGCUGCAAAAUCGGGGGAGGAUGGAGACUCAGAAGAUGCGAACCUCUCGCCCUUGUAUGGUGCUCUGGACCGAUUCGCGCAAUUUUUCAUAGACCCUCUCUUUCUCGAUUCGACUUUGGACCGAGAAUUAAAGGCUGUGGACUCAGAGAACAAGAAGAAUCUGCAAAGUGAUCAAUGGAGAUUGCAUCAACUGGAUAAAUCAUUAUCGAAUCCAAAGCAUCCUUAUUGCCAUUUUUCGACAGGAAAUCUAGAGGUUUUGAAGAUCCAGCCAGAAUCGCGGGGAAUAAAUGUUCGAGAAAAGUUCAUGGAAUUCCAUGAGAAACACUAUUCUGCGAAUCGUAUGAAGCUCGUGAUAUUGGGAGGGGAGCCAUUAGAUAAGUUGGAAUCAUGGGCGGCUGAUCUUUUCGCCGGAGUACGAAACAAAGAUUUGCCACAAAAUCGUUGGGAGGAUGAGCAGCCUUACGGUCCAGAACAACUUUCCACUCAAUGUUUCGCGAAACCGGUAAUGGAUUCCCGAACUUUGGACAUUUCCAUCCCCUUCAUUGACGAAGAAUUACUUUUCGAAUCACAACCGAGUCGAUAUUUGACACAUCUUAUUGGCCAUGAAGGACCAGGCAGUAUUAUGGCUUACAUCAAGUCAAAGGGAUGGGCGAAUGCUUUAAGUGCAGGUGUCUAUGAAAUAUGUCCGGGAACACCUGGCUUGUUCAGUUGCCAAAUACGUUUGACGGAAGAUGGACUGAAGAACUACAAGGAAGUUGUCAAAGUCUUCUUCCAGUACAUUGCACUUCUCAAAGACACACCACCGCAAGAAUGGAUCUUUGAUGAACAGAAGGGAUUGGCCGAUGUUGAUUUCAAAUUCAAGCAAAAGACUCCAGCCAGCAGAUUCACCAGCAAAAUCAGUGCCGUCAUGCAAACUCCAUUACCCCGAGAAUGGUUACUCAGUGGCCAUAGCAGACUUCGAAAGUUCGAUGGAGAAAGAAUAUCUGCCGGACUUGAUUGCUUAAGAGCUGACAAUUUCCGCAUGGCAAUUUCUUCACAAACUUUCCCGGGUGGUUGGGAUUCAAAGGAAAAGUGGUAUGGUACCGAGUACAAAUACGAGAAGAUUCCGGCGGAUUUCUUGGAAGAGAUCAAGAAGGCGGCUUCCAGCAAGAAAGGGGAAAGAUUCCCAGAAUUACAUCUACCCCACGUAAAUCAGUUCAUUCCAACCAAACUCGAGGUUGAAAAGAAGGAAGUUCAGACCCCUGCUAUUUCUCCAAAGUUGAUCAGAAAUGAUGACUCGGUAAGGACUUGGUUCAAGAAAGAUGAUACUUUCUGGGUUCCAAAAGCAAAUCUAUUUAUGCAAUGCAGAAAUCCUUUGCCAAUGGCUACGGCAGAAAACUCUCUCAAAGCAAGAAUGUACACCGAUCUGGUUUAUGACGCACUAGAAGAUUACGCCUACGAUGCUGAGCUUGCAGGACUGGAAUACUCUGUAUCUAGUCAUUCAAUGGGUUUGGAGAUUAGUGUUUCCGGAUAUAAUGAUAAGCUCCCCGUUCUUCUUGAGAAGGUUUUGACUACCAUGAGAGAUCUCGAGGUUAAAGAGGAUCGAUUUGAGAUAAUCAAGGAGCGAUUGACAAGGGGUCUUAAGAACUGGGACUUUCAACAACCCUACAAUCAAGUCGGUGACUACAUGAGAUGGCUCAGCAGCGAGAAGGGCUAUAUCAAUGAGCAAUACUUGGCCGAACUUUCACAUGUUACUGUGGCCGACAUUCAACAAUUCUACCCGCAUUUGUUAAGACAGAUGCACAUUGAAACUUUUGUACAUGGAAACUUGUACAAGGAGGAUGCUUUGAAAUUGGCCGAUUUGACGGAAAGUAUUCUGAAGCCAAGAGUAUUACCUCAAACUCAAUGGCCAAUCGGUAGAGCUUUAGUCUUUCCACCUGGUGCUAAUUUCGUUUACCACAAGACCUUGAAAGAUCCGGCUAACGUCAAUCACUGCAUCGAAUACGUUUUGUCAAUUGGAGACAAGGCUGUGCGACCUCAACGAGCCAAGGCCCUCCUUCUCGAUCAGAUGACCCAUGAACCGGCAUUUGAUCAAUUACGAACAAAGGAGCAGUUGGGUUACGUUGUAUUCAGUGGUUGCUCAACAACAACGACCACCAUCGCUUAUAGAUUCAUCAUUCAGAGCGAGAAGACUCCCCAAUAUCUUGAAGAGCGAAUCGAUUCUUUCUUGGUUGGAUAUGCAGAAAUUCUCAAAAACAUGUCAGAUUCUGAAUUUGAAGGACACAAGCGAAGUUUGGUCACGAAACGAUUAGAGAAGUUGAAGAAUUUGGAUCAAGAAUCAAACCGUUUGUGGUCUCAUAUUGACUAUGAGUACUUUGACUUCGAGCUUGUCCAUCACGACGCUGCCAAUGUCAAGGCACUCACAAAAGAAGACAUGGUACAAUUUUACGAUCAAUUCAUCCUUCCAUCUUCUCCACUUCGCUCCAAACUCGCCAUUCACCUCAUCGCUCAAGGAAUCUCUUUACCAGAAGAGAAACCAGAAGAGCAAACUGUUCUUGCAGUCAACAAAGAUCGUAAAGAUGCUGAAGAUGGAGAAGCUGUCGCAGUCAAAGUUGAAGGCAAUGGUACUGUACCAUAUGUUAUCACAGAUGUGCGACAAUUCAAGAGUAUGUUGCAGGUAACUGCGGGACCACAACCAGUCAAACAUAUUAAGUACAAGUAUUUUGAAAAUUUACCGAGAAAGUUUCAGGGGUGGGAUUGUGGAAGGGUGGGUGGGGCUGAGGAAGGAGGGGUAUUGGUGGUGGAUGUGGUGGAUAAUGGAUUUGAUUUGGGAGUUUGGGAAGAUGAGAGGUGGGAGGUGAAGGGGAUGGGAGAGGUGAGAGGUGAGAGAUGGAUGGGAGAUGGACGAGAGAAGGGAGAUGGGAUGGGGACUUUAGAGAGGGGGGGCGAGGGGAGGGGGCGGAUGGCAGAAGGAGAAGGAGAUGCAGUCUGGGGUUCGGUUGAGAUGGGUGGGGGAGGGAUCUGA